This is a messenger RNA of Caenorhabditis bovis, 729 nucleotides long. NCBI's taxonomy places the organism in Eukaryota, Metazoa, Nematoda, Chromadorea, Rhabditida, Rhabditidae. The record is from the annotation of a GenBank genome assembly.
AUGAGAAUCCUUGUUGGAGUUAAACGAGUUGUCGAUUAUGCUGUCAAGAUCCGUGUCAAGCCAGAUAAGACUGGCGUUGUGACGGAAGGAGUCCAACACAGCAUGAAUCCAUUCGACGAGAUCGCCCUCGAGGAGGCCGUCAAACUCAAAGAGAAGAAGCUCGCCAAGGAGGUCGUCGCCUUCUCUUUGGGUGGACCAAAAUCCGCCGAAGUGCUCCGCACAGCUCUUGCUAAGGGAGCCGAUAAGGCUAUUCAUGUCCAGGUCUCAGACGCUGAUGCUGCGAAGGUCGAGCCACUUCAUGUUGCUCAGGCUCUUCAGAAGAUUGUCGAGAAGGAGAAAUUCGAUGCUGUUUUUGUUGGAAAGCAAGCGAUCGAUGAUGACGCUUCACAGACCGGACCGCUUCUCGCUGGACUUCUUGAAUGGCCACAGGCAUUGUAUGCAUCGAAGGUUGAGGAUGGAGGUUCUGGAUACCUGAAAGUCAAGCUCCCAGCUGUUCUUUCUGCUGAUCUUCGUCUCAAUGAGCCAAGAUAUGCCACUCUUCCGAACAUUAUGAAGGCCAAGAAGAAGCCACUUCAGAAUGUUCCGAUCAAAGAUCUUGGUGUGGAUUUGGCUCCCCAAACCACUACUCUUGAGGUUGCCGAUCCACCGGUUCGCAAGGCUGGAGGAUUCGUUGAGGAUGUUCCAACUCUCAUCGCGAAACUUAAAGAAAAGGGACUCGUCAAGGCGUAA